AUGGAGCCGGCCCGGGAGCCCCCCGCGCGGACCCGGCCGCCGCCGCCCCCCGCCGCCCGCCCCGCGCCCGCCCCCGCAGCGCCCAGGCCGCGCUCGCCGGCGGAGGCGGAGGGCCGCGGACCCGAGGGGCUGCUGCGGCGAUCGGGGUCGGGCUAUGAGGGCAGCACCAGCUGGAAGGCGGCCUUGGAGGACACCACCACACGUCUCCUGCUGGGGGCCAUCGCAGUCCUUCUGUUUGCUAUCCUGGUGGUGAUGAGCAUCUUGGCUUCCAAGGGCUGUAUCAAGUGCGAAGCGCCCUGCCCAGAGGACUGGCUGCUCUACGGAAGGAAAUGCUACUUCUUUUCUGAGGAGCCGAGAGACUGGAACACGGGCAGGCAGCACUGCCAUACUCACGAUGCUGUGCUGGCUGUGAUUCAGAGCCAGAAGGAACUGGAGUUUAUGUUCAAGUUCACCCGGAGGGAGCCCUGGAUUGGCCUGCGCAGAGUGGGGGACGAAUUCCACUGGGUCAACGGGGACCCGUUUGACCCGGACACAUUCCCGAUCUCGGGCCUGGGAGAGUGCGUCUUCGUGGAGCCCACCAGGCUGGUGUCGACGGAGUGUCUUAUGACCCGGCCCUGGGUGUGCAGCAAGAUGGCCUACACAUGAGGUGGGUCAGGCCAGAGGCAGCUCUCCAGCCAGGCGCCGAGACCUGCCCGCCCCAGGCUGCUCUCCAAGGCGAAGCAGUGAGGAGGGUGGCCUGCGCUCCGGCCCCCAUUCAGGUCCCACAGCCCUGGUUCCUGGUUUCCUUGGCCCCAGGCAGGUCCUGUGGUUCAGCCGUCAAAUCCCACAUGCUCAGUAGUGUAGACGCCCCCCAAACACACACACACACACACACAUGCACACGCACGCAUGCACGCACACGUCUGCACACGGUCCCUUCUCAAGUUCAGAGUCCACCCUUAGCCACCCCAACAAAUCCCUCCCUGGCCCAGACCUGGAAUACUUCCUCCGGCACCGUCACAGAGUGCAUUACAGUCAUUUCUCCGGGGUGCUGGGGAGGCAGGGAGGGAGGCCUUCCCCUUACUGGGCCCCCUCCAUCCGCCCUGUUUGCCUCGCUGGGGCUCUCAGGCAGGCCCCUGCCGCGUCUGUGGUGCUGUGGUGUUGGUCACUGAUGGAAUAAAGAGAUGACUGGCGUCCAGAGAAA
Molecule: messenger RNA, 1183 nt
Organism: Lynx canadensis (Canada lynx)
Lineage: Eukaryota; Metazoa; Chordata; Mammalia; Carnivora; Felidae
Gene: CLEC2L
Product: C-type lectin domain family 2 member L
Exons: 5
Coding region: 1-645 (214 amino acids)
Source: RefSeq, a predicted model, not a curated record